AUGGCGACUCCCUGUUCGCGCCAGCUCAUGCGAGCUUCCAUUCGUCCGCGAUUCAAUAUACCCGUACAACCACAUGCGCGCCUCUCUGCCCCAUCUCGCGCCUUCACUUCGACCCGGGCGUCAUAUAGCGAACAGAAUUUCCACAGGAAGGAAUCUUUUAGGUCGCGGCUCAAUUCGGCGCUCAAAAAUACCAAAAUCAAGUGGGAGCCAAUACCAAUUGCACUCGGCAUUGGCUUCCUAGGUGCAUUCCAGCUAUAUCGCAUACAACGCAGAGAAAAGCAUACAGAAAUCGAGAGAAGGGAUGCGGAGGGCAACUUGGUGGACCAGCAAGGUCGCCCGAAAAAGCGCGAGAGAAUAAGACCGAGCGGACCAUGGACCGUUCAGGUCAUGUCCACCCUUCCUCUCAAGGCAUUGUCGCGACUUCUCUCCGAAGUCUCAGAACCAGAUCUGCACGUAUACCCCAACCUUGCCGCCUUUUUCUACCGCACUCUCAAACCUGGAGUACGUCCUCUAGACCCCAACCCCAACGCAGUUCUCUCUCCCGCAGACGGCAAAAUUAUUCAAUUUGGCACCAUCGAGCACGGCGAAGUCGAGCAAGUCAAGGGUGUGACAUAUAGCUUGGACGCUCUGCUAGGAUCUACAAGGCCCAGUACACCAGAGCAAAAUGUGGCAAAUUCCCAAGUUCGUGCUAGUGAGCAUGAGAAGACACCACAAGACGAAGAGGACACUGUGCGCGCGGAUGAGGAAUUCGCAAAUGUGAACGGCAUCUCAUACACUCUACCAAACCUUUUCUCCGGACCAUGGCCAAAGGAUGGGAAGCCUGCUGAAAUGCCGACGGAUCAGUCGGUUCCGUCAAAGCCAUCGUCAGAAGCCGAAGUACGUGCCGACCUUGCUUUGAGUGAAUCACAGCGCCCAUGGUGGGCGCCUGCCUCAUUGAAGACGCCUACAGUUCUCUACUACUGUGUUGUAUACCUUGCGCCAGGUGACUACCACAGGUUUCACUCACCUGUAUCAUGGGUUGUCGAGUCGCGUCGUCACUUUGCUGGCGAACUCUACAGCGUAUCGCCCUACCUACAACGCACUAUGCCCGGUCUCUUUACUUUGAACGAACGUGUAGUCCUUCUAGGAAGAUGGCGAUGGGGUUUCUUUUCCUACACUCCUGUCGGCGCAACUAACGUUGGUUCCAUUAAAAUCAACUUUGACCGCGAACUACGCACAAACAGUUUGACGACCGACACUGCGGCGGACCGUGCUGCGGAAGAAGCUGCUGCCCGUGGUGAGCCAUAUUCUGGAUUUGCCGAAGCUUCCUACACCAGCGCAAGCCGUGUCUUGGGAGGGUACGCACUCAAGCGCGGCGAGGAAAUGGGUGGCUUCCAGUUGGGCAGCACGAUUGUCUUGGUCUUUGAAGCGCCGAAAGGUGUCCGACCCAGUCUGGACGAAGGCUUCAGUGGUACACGCGGCGAGAGAAAAGGCGGGUUUCACUGGAAUAUUGAACAAGGGAAAAAAGUCAAGGUUGGCGAGGCGUUGGGUUAUGUUGAAGAAGUUCAGUAA
Messenger RNA from Bipolaris oryzae ATCC 44560, 1551 nucleotides. RefSeq lists its product as uncharacterized. Gene Ontology annotation, biological process: phosphatidylethanolamine biosynthetic process. NCBI's taxonomy places the organism in Eukaryota, Fungi, Ascomycota, Dothideomycetes, Pleosporales, Pleosporaceae. The record is from RefSeq and is a predicted model, not a curated record. The transcript is spliced from 2 exons. Bases 1 to 1551 code for a protein of 516 amino acids. Gene Ontology annotation, molecular function: phosphatidylserine decarboxylase activity. Gene Ontology annotation, cellular component: mitochondrion.